Amyelois transitella is the source of this 834-nucleotide messenger RNA. RefSeq names its product seminal metalloprotease 1-like. The annotation marks the transcript as partial. Lineage: Eukaryota; Metazoa; Arthropoda; Insecta; Lepidoptera; Pyralidae. Gene Ontology annotation, molecular function: zinc ion binding; metalloendopeptidase activity. Gene Ontology annotation, biological process: proteolysis. The transcript is spliced from 5 exons. The record is from RefSeq and is a predicted model, not a curated record.
ACCGACUUGGUAUGUAUACAUUACACAUUAAUUCUUCUAUUUCUGUUUACAGUUACUCCUGUAUCGCUGAAAAAUAAACAAAAGAUACGGCAGGGAUAUCCAACUAUUCUGUAUUCUUUUGACACAUCAAGUUUUGAUUCAAUAAUAGAAUAUCGAUUGAGGUCAGCUAUGAACAAGAUAGAACAAGCGUCCUGUGUGAGAUUCGAGCCUGAGCCUGAAGAUGGAGCGAGGGAUUAUUCCAAAACUCUGAUCAUUAUCACCAACCCGAGUAAUGUGCGAGAAUGCAACCACGAACCAUUAGUCGACCAAGAGAACAAUUCUGUUCAAUUAAUACUCGGCUUAGACUGCCUUCAGGAGCGAGAUAUUCUGCAUAGCUUGCUGCACGCAUUAGGGUUUAAGGACGAGGUAUCUCAUCCUCAGAGGGACAGGUACAUCCGUGUGAUGUGGAACAACAUUCAUCCUAAGUAUCGUAACCUGUUCCGAAUCCAAGUGAACGAGUUCCUGGCUGCGAACCCCGUGGAGUACGACCCUCUCAGCAUCAUGCAGUUCCAUGAGAGGGCGUUCAGUUACAACGGCCAACCAACUAUUGUACCCGUGACCUCUGGGUUAAAUAUAAUACCUUCGAAUAGCCUAUCAGCGUUAGACAAAAUGAAGCUGCGCAUGAUGUUCGGUGCGGCGUGCAAUCAAAAGAAACUCACUGAAUUGAUGGACUCCUGCAAGAUGUCAAUGAGAGGUGAACGGGAUGCUGUAGGUCCGAUUGAAAAAUAUCAAUAUGAUGAGCAAAAUGUUAAUAAUGGAUACAAUGAUAAAGAGUAUAACGCAAACGAAGAUUAG